AUGGCGAAUGAAAGCAGAGGUCAGAAGUCUUUAAAUGUGCUUUAUGAGGAUAAGUUCUGCAAGCUUACAAAAGAGGCCUUGUUAUUGAAACUGUACUACUUCCCAUGGGGUAAUAAAAAGAUUCCAGUGAGAGAUAUUUGCUACGUUUAUUACAAGAAGCAAGAGAGCCGUAACGAUUUAUUUAAGACAAAAGAUUGGGGCAUGACCUUGUCGCCAAUAUGGUGGGCUUGCGAUAUUGGGAGAUCUUUCCGAGGGUUUGGUCAAGCUAGAUACUGCAAUGUUGUAAUUGAUAGCGGAUCACCGAUAAUGGCUGGCUUCUCUGUGGUAGAUUUUGGUGAGUUCGCAUAUCAUCUAAGGCAACUUUUAGAAGAAGGUCGUUUUAGACCCGACCUUAUUCCUGAUUGCACGACGAGACAAAGAAAUGCUAAUUAG
Enterobius vermicularis (human pinworm) is the source of this 432-nucleotide messenger RNA. The record is from the annotation of a GenBank genome assembly. NCBI's taxonomy places the organism in Eukaryota, Metazoa, Nematoda, Chromadorea, Rhabditida, Oxyuridae.